Neopelma chrysocephalum (saffron-crested tyrant-manakin) is the source of this 2179-nucleotide messenger RNA. It is a transcript of the gene IRF6, whose product is annotated as interferon regulatory factor 6. The record is from RefSeq and is a predicted model, not a curated record. Gene Ontology annotation, cellular component: nucleus. Bases 437 to 1819 code for a protein of 460 amino acids. Gene Ontology annotation, biological process: regulation of transcription by RNA polymerase II; immune system process. The transcript has 8 exons. Gene Ontology annotation, molecular function: DNA-binding transcription factor activity, RNA polymerase II-specific; RNA polymerase II cis-regulatory region sequence-specific DNA binding; protein binding. Lineage: Eukaryota; Metazoa; Chordata; Aves; Passeriformes; Pipridae.
CAGGGCAUUCGUGAAAAAGCCAUAAAAUGACUUUGGGAGGAACUUCUGUCUCUGGGCUAAAACAGCCCCUUCCACCCCAGCUGGGCUGAAGCACGUGUGAGUUUUUCUCCUCCUCGAUGGCAGGUCUGACAGGACUGAAAAGGAGCACGAGAUCGGAUCGGCCCCUUUGCUGAGGCUUUGGAAACUCUGCUGCCUGUUCUUGCUGUGGCUUGUUCGUGGCUUUAUCUCCAGCUCGGGUUCGCUCGGGGCUCGCCCUCCACGCGCUCAGCGAAGGCAAAUAACGCUCUGUAGAAGAUUUAAUAGCGAGUGGUUGUCCUUGUAACAGUCCUGGUCCCCGCUCAGUGAUGUGUGAGUAACUCCUGCUGGCAGAGGAGUCGCCCAGCUGAGUCCGAAUGAGUGGUUUCAAUGUGCAGCAACACGAAAAAUAACAGCAACCAUGGCGCUGCACCCGCGCAGGGUUCGCCUGAAGCCGUGGCUGGUGGCCCAGGUGGACAGUGGGAUGUAUCCCGGGCUCAUCUGGCUCAACCGUGAAGCCAAACGGUUCCAGAUCCCCUGGAAACACGCGACCAGGCACAGCCCCCAGCACGAGGAGGAGAACACCAUCUUCAAGGCAUGGGCCGUGGAAACCGGGAAGUACCAGGAAGGAGUGGAUGAGCCAGACCCUGCCAAGUGGAAAGCCCAGCUCCGAUGUGCACUCAACAAAAGCCGGGAAUUUAAUUUGAUGUACGAUGGCACCAAGGAGGUGCCCAUGAACCCCAUUAAAAUUUAUGAGGUGUGCGACAUCCCGCAGUCCCAGGGAUCAAUCAUUAAUCCAGGUUCCACUGGCUCAGCUCCGUGGGAUGAAAAGGAUAAUGAUCUUGAUGAUGAAGAGGAGGAAGAAUUGAAUCAAUCUCAGCAUGUCCCUAUUCAAGAGACAUUUCCAUUUCUUAAUAUCAAUGAAUCUCCAAUGGCUCCAGGCAAUGCAGAAAACUGCAGCCCUGAAGCUGUGUGGCCAAAGAAUGAACCUCUGGACAUGGAAAUGCCCCCAACUGCGCUGCAGCACGACUUCUUCAGCAGCCCUGAGCUCUGGAUCAGCUCUCUGCCAAUGACAGACCUAGAAAUCAAGUUUGAGUACCGAGGGAAGGAGACUGGACCCACAACAACCGUGAGCAACCCGCAGGGGUGCAGACUGUUCUACGGAGAGCUGGGCCCCAUGCCAGACCAGGAGGAGCUCUUUGGGCCCAUCAGUUUGGAGCAAGUGAAGUUUCCAGGAACAGAGCAAAUCACCAACGAGAAGCAGAAGAUCUUCACGAGUCGGCUGCUGGACGUUAUGGACAGGGGGCUGAUCCUGGAGGUCAGUGGCCACGCCAUCUACGCCGUGCGGCUCUGCCAGUGCAAGGUCUACUGGUCUGGGCCCUGUGCGCCUUCCUCCACCACACCAAACCUGAUUGAGAGGCAGAAGAAAGUCAAACUCUUCUGUCUGGAAACAUUCCUGAGCGAGCUGAUUGCCCAUCAGAAAGGACAAAUUGAGAAACAGCCACCCUAUGAGAUCUACUUCUGUUUUGGAGAAGAGUGGCCCGAUGGAAAGCCCAGGGAGAGGAAGCUGAUUGUGGUGCAGGUCAUCCCAGUCGUGGCCCGGAUGAUCUACGAGAUGUUCUCGGGUGACUUCACGCGCUCCUUCGACAGCGGCAGCGUGAGGCUGCAGAUCUCCACCCCUGACAUCAAGGACAACAUCGUGGCCCACCUGAAGCAGCUCUACAGGCUGCUGCAGAACCACCAGGAGGGGUGGCCCAUGCAGGCCCCCCCCCUGCACAUGGCACAGCCGCUCCCGGCGCAGUGACAGAGCCCUGACUUUGCCCCCCGCCCGGGGUUUCUUUCUGUUGUACAUAUAGAAAAGUGUUUCUUAACCAGUGCCUUGCCUAAACCUGAAGAAAUAAAAUCUGUAAAUCUGGUCAUCUUGAUUCCAUAAUUUCAUAGGUUCUUUUGUUUUGGAAGCCCUCAAAGCAGAGGGGAUUACAGGAAUGCUUCUGACUCCUUCACUCUUUUCAGCUGUUUGCUUAAGCAACCCCUGUGUAUAAAUCAGAUUUUCAAUUCUGUAAUAUUUUUUUUAAAUCUGCUAUUGAUACAUUGUAUAUAAGCACUUGAUCAUUAGAGGGGGAAAAAGAAAAUAAUCUGCUCUAUUAAAACUGCCUGGAGAAUA